Messenger RNA from Selaginella moellendorffii, 708 nucleotides. Its product is annotated as catechol O-methyltransferase. The transcript is spliced from 2 exons. The coding region runs from base 127 to 672 and encodes 181 amino acids. Gene Ontology annotation, molecular function: O-methyltransferase activity. The record is from RefSeq and is a predicted model, not a curated record. NCBI's taxonomy places the organism in Eukaryota, Viridiplantae, Streptophyta, Lycopodiopsida, Selaginellales, Selaginellaceae.
GGCCAGGUGGGCGAUGGGCGAGAGCAGCGCCUCCUCGAGCACGUAGUCGCAGAGGCCGAGCCAGGGAAUCCCAAAUCCGUGCUGGAUGUAAUCGAUCGCUACACCGCAUCCAAGGGGACGUGGUUCAUGAACAUCGGCGACGACAAAGGCCCCAUUCUCGACUCGGUUGUGGAGCGCUCCAAUCCCCGGCUCGCGCUGGAGCUGGGUGCUUACUGCGGCUACUCGGCCGUGAGAAUCGCGUCGCGGAUGAAAGAUCCAAAUGGGCUGCUGAUCAGCAUUGAGAUGAAUCCCCAGAACGUCGAGAUCGCGAGGAAAAUGGUGGAGAUUGCAGGUCUCUCUGAUAGGGUCCGCGUUCUCGAGGGCACGCUCGAGACUUGCCUUGCGGAGCUCAAAUCGAUCAUCCGCGACGAGCUCCAGCUGAGCGCCAUCGAUCUGGUCUUCAUUGAUCACAACAAGAACGUCUAUCUCAAGGAUUAUCUCCAGCUCAAGGAAGAGGGGCUGCUCAAGAGUGGCAGCGUGAUCGUGGCGGACAAUAUGGGCUUCCCUGGAUCGCCCAGCUUCUGGCGAUACCUCAAGAAGAACGCGCAGGAGCUCCACACCGUGGAGCACCGCUGCAAAUUCGAGUACAUUGGCUGGAUCUCCGACAUUGUCACGGUUUCUACUUGCGUGUAAGAGAACCAGCGCUCUUAAAAGACGUGUCCUUUCCAA